This is a messenger RNA of Seriola dumerili (greater amberjack), 4126 nucleotides long. Its product is annotated as phosphatidylinositol 4-phosphate 5-kinase type-1 gamma-like. The record is from RefSeq and is a predicted model, not a curated record. Gene Ontology annotation, molecular function: phosphatidylinositol kinase activity. The transcript is spliced from 18 exons. Gene Ontology annotation, biological process: phosphatidylinositol metabolic process. The coding region runs from base 195 to 2645 and encodes 816 amino acids. Lineage: Eukaryota; Metazoa; Chordata; Actinopteri; Carangiformes; Carangidae.
GUGUCGCUGCGUUUGGCAAUACACAGCGGCAAAUACACAUUCGUGCAGUGCAAUGUAGUCUGUAACCGUAGCAGUAAACAUAGAAGAAGGUAAAAUGAGAGCAUUUCUAGGUUGUUUGGGAGCGCAUACCUCCGCAUCUGGUUCUCUUUGAGGAAGGACACGGCUGCGCGUCGUCGUCAGGAACCGUCCGGGAGAUGGACGGGAGGACUGCGGAAACCGGGGAUGACGGGACUACGAGCGAGGCAGCGGCCGCCGGCCUCUGCUUACAGCUUGACCUGGGGGACACCGAUUCAGCCAAGAAGGCUCAGAUAACAGAGAUGCCGUCCCCAUUCGGAGUGGGCCCAGCCCAUGAGAAAAAGAUUGGCCACAGGAGGGUAGAUGCCUCUGGUGAGACAACGUACAAGAAGACCACCUCCUCUGCCUUGAAAGGGGCCAUCCAGCUGGGCAUUGGAUAUACUGUUGGCAACCUCAGCUCUAAGCCUGAGAGAGAUGUGCUGAUGCAGGACUUCUAUGUGGUCGAAAGCAUCUUCUUCCCCAGUGAAGGCAGCAACCUCACACCAGCCCACCACUUCCCAGACUUCAGGUUUAAAACCUACGCUCCUGUGGCCUUCCGCUACUUCCGAGAGCUGUUUGGAAUACGACCAGAUGACUACUUGUAUUCUCUAUGUAAUGAGCCACUCAUCGAGUUGACAAAUCCAGGAGCUAGUGGCUCCAUAUUCUACGUAACCCGUGAUGACGAGUUUAUCAUCAAAACUGUCCUGCACAAGGAGGCUGAGUUCCUACAGAAACUGCUUCCUGGAUACUAUAUGAACUUGAACCAGAACCCCCGGACUUUACUGCCUAAGUUUUUUGGCCUCUACUGCGUCCAGUGUGGGGGCAAGAACAUCAGAGUUGUUGUGAUGAACAAUAUUUUACCACGCUCUGUACGCAUGCACCUCAAGUUUGACCUGAAGGGCUCCACAUACAAGAGACGAGCUUCUAAGAAGGAAAGAGAGAAGUCCAAACCCACUUUUAAAGACCUGGACUUUCUGAAUGACGUUCCUGAUGGUCUCAUUCUGGACCAAGACACAUACAGUGCUCUGGUGAAAACUCUGCAAAGAGACUGUCUGGUUCUGGAGAGUUUUAAGAUUAUGGACUACAGUUUGCUGCUCGGGGUCCACAACAAGACCCAAGCAGAGAGAGAGUCUCAGUCCCAGGGCUCACCUGCAGGUGGUGGAGAUGAGAAAAAACCUGCAGCCCAGAGAGCAUUAUAUUCCACUGCAAUGGAGUCCAUACAGGGAGGCUCCACGUGCAGGGAUACGCUGGACCAUGAUGACACCAUGGGAGGUAUUCCAGCUGUUGGUGGUAAAGGAGAGCGCCUUCUGCUGUUCAUCGGUAUCAUUGACAUUCUGCAAUCCUACAGACUGAUUAAAAAGCUGGAGCACUCUUGGAAGUCCCUUAUCCAUGACGGGGACACGGUGUCAGUUCACAGACCUGGUUUCUAUGCUGAGAGGUUCUACAAGUUCUGUAGCACCAUUGUCUUCAAGAAGAGCUGCUCAUUGCGAUCCUCUCCAUCUAAAAGGGGCCGCGGGGCUCUCUCCAUGUCCAAGUCCAGUGCCGGUACCAGUUCAGCUGGACAGCGUCCCUCAUUGAGUGAUGAGAGGCAGGAAAACCUUGACAACUUGGAGAACCUACGAGGAGCUCGCAGCUUCCCCAUGCUGGAGGACAAUGGGAGAGAACCACCCUGCACUCCUCCUUCAUUUGAAGAUGCAACCACAGCAUCUAUCGCUACCACGCUUUCCUCUAACAACUCCUUACCCACCACCCCCUUCGAUACACCAGAGCACCCACGCUACAGGAGACAAAUGCACUCACCGAGUGUGGUCAGGUCACAAAAAGAGAUAGUUGAGAUUCAUGGGGAAAAGCAGGACACCAUAACAGUGGAGGUGGAGCUCAGUAAAAUCCCAAAGAGCACAGAGCUCACACAGAUGACAGGAAUGACCUCUCCCAGCCAUCUGUCACCUGAUCAUCAGCCCCGUAUCUUUGCUUCAUCCACCCCUCCCUCUGUUACUCCAUCCUCCGCAUAUUCCUCCUCUACCCUUCCUCCUUCCUUUGCUUCCUCCUCCUCCACUGCUCAAUCAGCUGGGCAGUCAUCCGCCACACUUACUUCAUCCAUCCGUCCAUCCACCAAACCACUCACCUCUCCCACAGCUGCUCAGUCUUCCACUCUUUCUCCUCUGAUCUCUCGUUCAGCCACACAAUCCACACCUCCCACCUCAGCAAAUGCCUCCACGCUCCCUCCUGCCUCAGCAUUCACUCCCAUCUGCCCCGCAUCCCCUCACUAUUCCACCCAGAGCUCCUCUCACCAUCUCCCCUCAACGCCUCCCUCCUCUGUCCCUCCGAGCCCCCAGGUGCCUCAGCGGGCACCACGUACAUCAUGCAAUCAACUAUCUGUGUCCAGCAGCCACAACUCACUGGAUGGAGAGGUGCAGGUGUCCGACAUCUACUUUUAUGCAGAUGGCAGAUAUUGGGUGUACUCUCCAGUUCUUGGCCGUCGUAAGCUAAACUCUAGCUCGAGUUACAAUACUCAGGACGAUAGGAGCUGGGUGUACUCUCCUCUGCACCCAGGCUCAGAGUCCAGAAGGGGCUCAGAUGGGGAGAGUUAGGCGUGGAGACAGCAGUGAUGGGUGGAGCCAGAGGCCAUCUCCAUAUACAGAGGCUGCAAGGUUUCAAUAAUAAAGCCACCAGGAAGCCACUAUGAAGACUUAAUGCUGGAUGCCCAAGCUGCAUGUGGAAGCUCGCUUUGCCAACCGUGACAGACUACAGGAAUGAAUUUAGAAGCAUUGAAGAAUACAAGAACACGAACACAAAUAUACAUUAAAACAAAUGCAUGGAGAAUCAUAACAUAAAAAUAAACAAAAAUGUUAAAUCAUCAAUUCAUGGACAAUCUAACUGACAUCAAGUGGAGAAAUAAAGCAACUGUGAAUGACUCUGGUGGCUGUUAAGUCAGGUAUCCUUGCAGUCCUGUUGCCUGAUAUGGAGGUUUUUAGUGCUCAUGAGUUUCGCUGCACUGUGCAAACUCUGGCUAUGCAAUAUGGACAUACAGUACGUGAUAUCAAUUCCUCUUUUUGACUGAGUUUGAGUUUAUUCAUGCAUUUAUUUUUCACUAGCGGCAUGUCAAAGCUGUAUAUAAUUUUAUUUUUAGCACUUUAUCAAAGAGGCUACAUGUGGCUGAGGUCUUUUGUCAUUGUAUAUGUUUUGUUGUUUGUCAUCAGUUAUUGUGUGAAAACACACUCAAACACAGUUAAUGUUUUGUGUGCUGUGUAUGCACAGCGUCCUGUUUUUCCAGUGGUGUUUGGUGGUCCAUUGAAGAAACUUUGAUCUGACAAUGAGUGGUUGUAUUCAAAAUGCCUUAUCGACAAACUCAUUUUCAUAACUGUUUUUGAUAUUUCGGUCACAUGUAAUCAUUUAAAAAAAAAAAACAACAUAAAAAUAUAAACAUACAGAGUAUUUUAUUGUGCAUAAAUACCAAAUCUUUGAAGCAGAGUUUAAACAAUAUAGCAGCCAUGCAUUUACACCUUUUCAGGAUUAUAACAGAGAUAUCAAGAGAGAGCAAAGGAAAAAAAUUAAUCAAAUUAUCUUUUGUAAAUUGUAGAUAAACUCUGCGUGCUUAAGCACAUGCAUGUAAGUAUGUACGCCCCCUUUUGUCUCUGUGUGCAUGUGUUUGCAUGCAUAUGAUGUGUGACUGGGAGACAUGUAAGUGCAAGAUUUUUCUGUCCUGCCUAUUUGUCAUAUCGUCAAAAGAUGUAAUGUCCAUUUGUUGUUAUAAGCCAUGAAGGUCUGAACCAGCUAUAAGCAUGUUGGCUGUGUGAGAAAUAUGAAAUACAGGUAUCCCAGUCUUUAAUGACGCUGGAUUAAUCCUAAUUUACCAAAUUAAACAAACAGAGCUUUUCCAUACAGUUUAGUGAGAAUAGACAGACAGUAUCUACUGUCUUUCAUACAGGGUUGUACUUGCUGAAACAAGACUAAGCAUACUCUAACUUCCUGUCUGUGUCAGUAAGAACUGCUGCAAGUUAUCGUAUCAUUCGAGUCUGCUGCAGUUAAAAUGCCUGUUUAUAGGCAACAGUGUUUGUAGCUGAUCACUGUG